CUAACUCAGACCAAUCACCUUCUCCUCAUCCCUUCAUUGAAUUUGAUGUCUAAACCAUCUUUAUUCCGAACGAUUUGGCGUAAUCUUUGGCACCCAACUGGUUUUGUUGGCAGAGAUUUAGAAGGAAACUCCUAUUAUGAAAAGUCGAAUCCACUGAAAAGCGCAGGCUAUGCGAGAUCCAAACGUUCGAUGAAAUAUAGAAACCCAGAUGAUAUGUGGAAGUACAUAGGCGGCUCGAACAGGCUACCUAUUCAAUGGUCUGCCUGGUUAGCUCACACACGCCCUAAUCCACCGUCUAUCCAAGAGCUUCAGAUGGACCUCAUAAGGCAACGACGCGUUCAACACAACGCUGCACUUAUAGAAGCCAGUUUUCAACAAGAACGAGCCCAGCUUCGAAUACAGGAUGGGGUUUUUUCGGAAAUACUUUCGACUUCUUCCGAUCUUCAACCAAGCCAUGUUCAAGAUAUAUCAUCAAUAUCCGCUAGCGAUUCUGCUUCAUCACCUUCCAUGCCUUCUGUGCCUGAAGCACCACCUGUAUCCCCACCAGAAUCAACAUCCAAUACGGACCCAGGAACUAGUCCAGGCGUUCAACGGCUAGGGAGUUCCUUACCCAAGACCGGUUCGGACGAGUAUCAACCUGAGUCUUGGACACCAAAACUUCGAAUCAGACAAGGGUAGCAGUCAUUGACAGAAUGCUUGUCAGUAGUUUAUUUAAGAACAUAAUCUGUUUAAAAAUCCUCCCCGAAUAUGCCAUUAUCCUAACGUAC
Messenger RNA from Lentinula edodes (shiitake mushroom), 767 nucleotides. RefSeq lists its product as uncharacterized. The coding region runs from base 46 to 678 and encodes 210 amino acids. The transcript has 6 exons. Gene Ontology annotation, biological process: mitochondrial respiratory chain complex I assembly. Gene Ontology annotation, cellular component: membrane. The record is from RefSeq and is a predicted model, not a curated record. Lineage: Eukaryota; Fungi; Basidiomycota; Agaricomycetes; Agaricales; Omphalotaceae.